AUGAAGAUUGCCAUCAUAGGCGCUGGCAUUGCGGGAUGUGCAGUGUACCUCGAACUGAAGAAGCAUCUCCCCAAGAGCAGCUCGUCCCUUGAAGACCACGAAAUCACAAUAUAUGAGGCCUACGAUACAGGCAAAGAUGUCACGUCAGACGAUCGAGAAGAAGGACCGACGCAUUCGUCCACGCUCAUUGUCGGCGGCGGAGUGGGCAUCGCACCCAACGGGCUCGGUGUACUUCAGCGUCUUGAUGAAGCCAUCCUCCGAGAUGUGACACGCCACGGAUAUGUCACAGCGCGAUCCAACAUGAAGAAUAAAAACGGUAGUUUGCUCAUGUCCAUUGACGCCAACAUCUCCACUACCAGCGAGUCGGGCAGUGAGCCGAAAAAGCUAAACAUGGUGGCAUGUAGUCGUCAUGCACUCUGGAGAUCUCUGCGUGCUCGCAUUUCGGACGCGGCCAUUGUCAAUAAGCGAGUGUCGCAAGUCGUUGCCAACCCGAAUGGUAGAAACAUUGUCCAAUUUGUUGACGGAAGCGACCCUGUAGAGGUAGAUUUAGUGAUUGGUGCCGACGGUGUCAAAUCAAUCGUCAAGAGAGCUCUAUUUCCCGAGGCGUCAGAGGAUCCAUAUCCUCCCCAUUAUGAGGGCCUUGUCGGCAUUGGAGGUUUCAUCCCAGCAGCCGGCCUGGAAGAAUUUGUAGAGAAUGGAUCCAUGAACUUCAUCUUUGGAGGCAAUGGCUUCUUUGGAUACUUUUUCUCGGACAGCGACCCUUCGGAUACUAACCGCGAAUCUCCUUACGCCGUGUCUAAGCCGGGUGAGACUCUGGCUUGGUGGUCCACAUACGAAAUCCAAGAGUGCCCGGAUCGCAGUACUCUCGACAUGAAAGACGUCUCCAACCGGCUGCGCGAGAGACACGCCCAGUGGAAAGAUCCAGUCAUUCAGCGAGUCAUCAAAUCUGCUCGAGUCACAAAUAUGUAUCCCACUUGGACGUCGCCACCGCUGCCAACCUGGGAGCGUGAUGGAGUUGUCCUAGUUGGAGACGCAGCUCAUGCCCUCCCUUCGAGUUCCGGACAGGGCGUCUCUCAGGCAUUGGAGGACUGCGAAUCCUUUGUGAUGUUUCUCGCACAUCAGCUUGGCCGAGCAGACUCAAGCGGCUCCGUCACUGAGAAACAAGCCGUCACCAAGGCCGCAAGGCAAUACAUCAACCUCCGCAAGCCGCGUGUCACAGAGAUAUUGGAGAAUGCACAGAGGAUUCAGAAUACCAAGCGCGACAUGGGUAUCAUCCGGGAGUACGCAAUGUACUCAUUCUUCAAGCUUCUUGGUAAGUAG
Molecule: messenger RNA, 1320 nt
Organism: Trichoderma harzianum CBS 226.95
Lineage: Eukaryota; Fungi; Ascomycota; Sordariomycetes; Hypocreales; Hypocreaceae
Exons: 2
Coding region: 1-1320 (439 amino acids)
Molecular function (GO): FAD binding; monooxygenase activity
Source: RefSeq, a predicted model, not a curated record